AGUAACGAAAUUUUCGCAAGUGAAAUUCCGCCGUCGAACGUGACAUUUAAUCGAUGUAGGCAUUAAAAUAUAAUUCAAUCGCAUUGAAUAGUGUAUUAAAAAUUCCUACGUAAAAUUUUACCCUAAAAAGUAGUGAUCGUAGGCAUUACAAAGAAAAAUUUGUGGUAGACAUUUCGUUUACUAAAAUCUGGAAGUUGCUUUCGUCUGAAUGCACAUUACAUUGCAAGUAAUCACGGGCCACACAUUUUAAUUAUAUUAAAGUACAAUAGUGCAGAAAAUCGAUUUUUCGUGUGUGAUCAAAAAGAAGAAAUUGGGCCACCUAAAUACAAUACGGUUCAGUUCAGUUCAAAUCACUUCGGCAUUUAUAUAGUGGGAGAGAAGCUGAAACAACUGUCAUAAACAACCAUACUCUCUGGCAAAGUACUGAGAGUAUAAAAGUGUAAAAAAAAAAUAUAAAUAAAGCGCAAAAGUAAAAAAACGUGAAUAAACAACAUAACAGUAAACACAAAUAUUUAGCAAGGAAGAAUAAUACAUCAAUGACGAAAGCUUGUGGAACUGCUUAAAAUAAAGAAUUUAAGUGUUUUUCACGUAGAACUCUUUAAGCAGAAAACUAAAAAUACAUAAAUAAAUUUUAUUAAAGCAAUGAUCAACUGUAUAAACUGAAGAUUAUCUCAACCACCCUGUAGCAUUAUUGGAUUAUGCUUUUUGAAGAUCUAACAUAAGCUUGAAAAUAUCAUAAUGUUGCAUUUUUCUACACGUCGCCGUGGAGUAUUUCUAUCUCCAUAAACAUUUAAUGUAAAAAACAUUUACAAAAACAAUUUGAAGUUGAAAAACGAAAAUCGAAAAAAAUUCAGCAAAACUAAACUAAAAUUAAAGUAACAGAAUUCGCAAAUACUUCUAGUCAAAUUGAAAAAUAACACAAAUUAACGUAGAUUUAACAAAGUUCCAGAAUAAAGCAGCGAGUAGAGUGCAGUGCGUACACCAAAGAAGAAGGUUCAUAGCGUGAGAGAGAGAAUAGAGUGGAAAUUGAGAUUCUGCGUGGAGCGAAUAAGUGCAAACUAUAUUAAUAAUAUAGUAGUUGUAAAAAUAAAAAAGUAUUUAUCGUCGUUGGCAAACUUUCUAAGCGUGUAUUUAGAAAAAAAUGCCUUACAAUCGUGACGCGUCUUCAGCUCAGGCUGAUAAAUUGAGCGGCAUCGAAGAGGAGAGCGACCUGUACGAGGGAUUUUCACCACACGUUGACACAGCAGAGAUAAAAAGCUUGGAUUUCUACAAUCAAAAGCCCUCGACUGGCAAAGAACCAGCCUUGCGUUCGUUCACUGAAAUCCAACAGCUGCUCCAGCAGGGCAAGAAGCGUGACGUGAAGAGUAUUCUACGUGAGAAUUCAUGGCCUAUUAAUUCGCCCAUUCGUGCACAAUUGUGGCCAGCACUAUGCGCUCAACAUCAGACGAAGCAGAAUAUGUUGGAUGGUUUCUAUUGGGACAUGGUGCAUCAGGUCUUUGGCACAACGGAGCUCUCUGAAAAACCCAUAAUGUUACCCGCCUUCGUCGAUCCCGCUCACUGUCUAACCUACCAUCUUACACGCACUGGGCGUUCGGUAGCCGAUCGCAUCGUGAAUGUAUUGGGCUAUGAUUGCCCCGAUAUUACAUACAGUCCAGUAUUGUAUCCGAUUACAUCGAUUCUGUUGCAUUUCAUGUCGGAGGAGGAAGCGUAUCAUUGUUUAGCAGCGCUUGUCGGCAGCAAGGAGAAAGUCUUUAUCAAACAAACCAAAUUACAGCAUGAAGUCACCUGGAAAACUGUGAUGCAAAUUGCCAAAAAACAUAGCAAAAAUGCCGUGACCUAUUUUCAACGCAUCUGCCCUGGUGUUAAGCUGGAACGCGUCUUCAUGGAUUGGUGCUGGUGGAUAUUAGCAGGUCUACCAUUUCAGCAUCUAGUACGCAUUAUGGAUUGCUACUUCCACGAGGGUAUUAAGGUGCUGUAUCGUGUGGCGCUUGUGAUAAUCAAUCUCUUCCACAAAGAGUGUCAAUCCAACAACGAAUGGAGUCCAGAUAAUAUUAAGAAUGACAUUGGUAAUGCGUUAAUUAAGUUCUGCAAGAAAAUACCAGUGUCACCAACGAAAUUAUUGCAUGCCGCAUUUAGUAUUAGGGGACUGAGUUCCACAUAUAUUUCUAGAAUAUUUAUGAAGACUGAAAUGAUACUAAAAAGCCGUUCCGUUUUGAAUAGCGGUUCAAAGCAAUUAGUUAAGUCGAGAUCCAGUGAUAAUUUGCCAUCGAGUCAAUCACAAGUCAAUAUACAAAUGAUGUCGCACACAUUGACCAUACGUGAGCGAUUGUACACCGAGACCUGUCGCAAUUUGCUCUUUACACUCUGGUCAUGGCUGCCCGUCAGGAUAACAAUGUAUCAGCCGGUACUGCUUUACACCACAGAGGAACACGGUUGCUCGCUGACCACCUUCUAUGUGCGCGUCGAGCAACACGAGCCCACGCUCAUGAUGAUCAAAACGUGCAACAAUGAGGUAUUUGGCGCCUACUGCUCAACUCGUUGGUUCGAACGCAAUGUCAAAGAUGACAAAGGCCAGCGUCAGGCUUACUUUGGCACUGGCGAGACCUUCCUCUUCUCACUCUAUCCGGAGCGCGCCAAGUACCCGUGGGUCGGUAUUGAGAAUGAGAAGGAUUUGGGACAUGCGUCUGAACUUUUCAUGGCAGCCGAUUCGAAAAUGAUAACCAUCGGUGGCGGUGAAGGCCAAGCCAUUUGGAUGGACGAGAACAUACGAUUUGGCAAAACAGACAGUUGUAAGACCUUCAACAAUCCGCCGCUCUGUCCCUCCGGUGAUUUUGAAAUACGUGUACUAGAAGUGUACGGCUUUGAUGGCAUAUAAGUGGUGUAUGUACGUACAAAACAUAUGCAACAAACACACACACACAGACACUGAACCAAAAAAUAAUCGUACACACCUAGCCGCAAAUCCGCAAUGUAUGUGCCACUUUUGUUGCAAAUUAUUUGCUGAUCGCAAUGACUCAAUCCAGGCGUUAUAAAGCGAUUACUCUAUGUUCUUUUGUAAUUUUGUUUUUGAAAGGCAAUGAGAGACCGCUGAUCGGGUCUUCUUGAAUGUUGUUUGGCAAAAAAAAAAAAAAAACAAACAGGGGGACAUGAAAACAGAACGAAAUAUUGUAAGCGCGCAACACGAAGCACGAUGUGAGCUCGAUUCGCCUACAAUUCAAUGCAGUGAAAAUUUUAAAUCUAAAACGAAAAUAUUUCAUUCGAAAUUGCCCGCCGAGAAUGUCUUCUUUUGCGUGAUGAGGAUAAUGCUGACGAUGAUGAUGGCGUUGCUGAUUAGUUACUUGAUGCUAAUCAGCUGUUUUGUGGAACAGCAUAGGUAGAGUGAGUUGUUCAAGGCGCAGUAUUUUACGUAUACAUAUAUUAUUACAUAUACCUAUACAUAUAACUUAUACAUUAAACAAGUAAUUCUCGUGGCUGGAUUGCCAACGCGCUAUUUGAUGAGUGUUAGUAGUAAACAGAAAUUAAUAGUAAUACACAUAUACAUAUAUAUAUAUACCUAUAUAGCUGUAGUAACAAUAGCUGAUAUACAAAUAUAUAAUACAUGUUGUUGUAAAACGAAGCAGCAAAACAAAGAAAUACUCGGUGAAUGAAAUCAAUGCAAACAGUAAAAUACUUUUCUUAUAAAAAAGUAAAAAUAAAUAAACAAGAAAUGAGUAGCGCUUGGCGUUGACAAACCAUAAACAAUAAAUUCGCAUAAACAUUGCACUCGUUUGAAAAAGUUAAUUGCGCGCCUUGUGCUUGUACGAGAAAAUAUGAAAAUGUGAGACACGUGCUUCUGCAGUUGACGUUAAUUUUGAAAAUAAGUAAUUUUUAAGUUGCCACCUCUGGGCAAAAACUUGUUUGCUUUACCAAUUUGUUAACAAAUAAUG
This is a messenger RNA of Bactrocera latifrons, 3926 nucleotides long. RefSeq names its product TBC1 domain family member 24 (gene sky). The transcript has 12 exons. Lineage: Eukaryota; Metazoa; Arthropoda; Insecta; Diptera; Tephritidae. Bases 1142 to 2875 code for a protein of 577 amino acids. The record is from RefSeq and is a predicted model, not a curated record.